Molecule: messenger RNA, 2835 nt
Organism: Hydractinia symbiolongicarpus
Lineage: Eukaryota; Metazoa; Cnidaria; Hydrozoa; Anthoathecata; Hydractiniidae
Product: disintegrin and metalloproteinase domain-containing protein 19-like
Exons: 2
Coding region: 241-2349 (702 amino acids)
Biological process (GO): membrane protein ectodomain proteolysis
Molecular function (GO): metalloendopeptidase activity
Source: RefSeq, a predicted model, not a curated record
UAAAGAAAAAGCUUAUUCAGUUUUAGCUUUACAUUGCAAGGGAAGUUGUUCGGGAUAGAGAUUAAAUAGGGAAAAUGGUUAUCUGCAAUACAGAUAUAAAAUUAUAAAACCAUAAAAAAAUCUGUCCUCGCCCCUCCAUAAAGAUAAAUACCUGAAAUAUUUUUGUUCAACAAACAGAUAUAUUUGACGUCAAAUUAACACCAGCCUUUAUAAGCGACAUAAGAAACAAAAACACGAAAGAUGUGCCAUGUGAUCGCUACAUGCGUGGUUUUUGCUUUACUACAUUUGAGUUUCGGUACAUUAGCGAAUGUCACGGAUCAAUAUGUUGCGGCUGAAGUGACAAAAUCGUGUACUCAAGAAAUUGAAAAAUGUAAUUCAAUUCAAAUAUGGCUGCUGGGUAGAUAUCUCAACAAAACAUACAAUGUUGACUUAUAUGACGCCCCGAUGGUGCCCAGUAUAUCAGUAUACACCUUUCAUGGAGACGUGAAACUUAAGGAACGCGUUCCUACAAACGGGAUAUACUUAUACAGAGGAAGUGAACAGACUUGUGAUGUAUCUGUUAAAAUAGAUCUUGCGAAAAAUCAAAAUGGUAGCAUAUUUAUAAGCGUUAUGUGCCGUGAAGUAAAUUAUGAUAUUGACCUUCACUUUAAAAGAACGCUAAGUGAGUCAUCAGAGUUAUUUACAGGAAAUUUAACUACAUACCAAAAGAUAUCCAAAGAUUACGAAUCGAUUCGUUAUAAAGAAGUCCGCAGUAAUAACUAUGAACGAACACGGCGAAGAAGAUCAAGUAAUAGCGCCCUUCAUCGCGAAGACAUGACAACCAUAGAAUUAUAUUUAGUUCAUUCUAAUUCACUAUACAAUAGGCUAGGUGACGUAAGUGCAAAUAUAGCACGAAGUAUUGACAUUGUACACUCGAUUGAUACUAUUUACAGGUCGCUUGACGUACGAGUCGUCUUGGUUGGCAUAGAGAUCUGGAACGAAAGAGAUAAGAUCAACAUAACAGACGAUGCAAACAAUGUUUUGAAACAGUUCAUGUUUUAUGCCGAAAAGAACAUAAUAUAUCCCGAUAAUGUUCAUUUGCUGACAGCGCAAAACUUUAAUAAUGACGUCAUCGGUCUUGCCUAUGUAGGUGCUAUGUGCUCAAAAGCUUGGUCGGGUGGCUUAAGUAAUUAUAAGACUGAUGUUCAUUAUUCUUUUGUGUCUGGAACAAUGGCUCAUGAAAUAGGACAUAACUUAAAUAUGACCCACGAUGAAGUUCAUUGUGCAUGUGUGGAUUCUUCAGGAUAUUGCAUAAUGUAUCCCCGGAGUACCUACCCAAUUCCAAAACAUUUUUCAAAAUGUAGUAUCAACUCAAUGGAUGCGUAUUUGGCAAGCGAAAACGCACUGUGUUUGAAAAAUAAACCAAAUAUAUCGAUGCAGCCCGCACCGAAAUGUGGCAAUAACAUCGUUGAAGAGAAUGAAGAAUGUGAUUGCGGAAGUGUCACCUUUUGCACAAACUUAUGUUGCAAUCCAUCAACAUGUAGAUUAACAUACGGUGCAGAGUGCGCUUAUGGUGAUUGUUGUGUCAGCUGCAACAUAGCAUCAAAUAGGACAAUAUGUCGAAACGCGCAUACCGAAUGUGAUCUUGUUGAUUACUGCGACGGUACGUCACCUGAAUGCAAUGAUGUCUACAAGUCAAAUGGUACAAAUUGCACUCACGGUGGUGUGUGUGUUAAUGGCAAGUGUUAUUCUCAAACUCAUCAAUGCAAAUAUUUAUUUGGCGAAGAUUCUGUAAGUGCAAUUGAGACCUGCUACAGCAUUAACACGCUUGGGGAAACUUAUGGACAUUGUGGCAUUACAGAAGGAAAGUCUUUAAAGAAAUGUCUUCACGAAAGUAAGAUGUGUGGAAAGUUGCAAUGUAUGAAUGUAACCAAAGAAUAUCCAGUUGUAGGUUUCCAUUCAACUCGUGCAAAUGUGCAUAUAAAGGUUAAUGGAGAUGUUAAGAUGUGUGUUACUGGCUCCGCUGAUUUGGGAAGACAGCAAGGUGAUCCCGGUAUGGUUUUUGAUUGGACACCCUGUGGAUACAACCAAUAUUGCAUAAACAACGAAUGUAUUGCAGUGAACUUGACGUCAAAUUGCAAUAAAACGUGUAAGCAUCGUGAAGUUUGCUCAUCACAAGGCAAAUGUGUGUGUGAAGAUGGCUGGACUGGAGCAUUCUGCGAUCAGUCUACAAGCGAUUUUAAUGAUAUCACAAGCAACAGUAAUAAAAAUGGGCAGUUAGAUCAAAUUAAUUCUUCUGCUGUUAACAAGAUUAAUCAAUUCUUAUUGUUACCAGCUUGUUUUAAACUAAUUAUACAUAUUACGAUAUGAUUUUUUUAACAUCAUCUUGUUCUCACCAUACCCGUGCUAAUUUUCUUUGAAAUAAUCUUAAGACAUCAUUAAUUUGUAUUUUUUCCAAUGGUAUAUAUUUACUUCGGCAAAUUUAACUUUUAAAGCGUAAUUUUAUUAAAACCAAUUUUUACCGGGCAAUUCUAUGUUUUAUAAAAGAAAAAAGAAACAGAAAAAAGAAGGUUGGUCAAAUAAAUAUCAAACAAUUUAAUCUAAUUUUCCAAACUGUUAUAAGACGGACAAUAUAAAUAUCUCAAAAAUUAGGGAUUCGCAAAAUUGAAAUUUUCAGAUCAAUGGAUUGGGUGACGUCAUACUUUAGGAUAGAAAUCAAAACGCUUAUGCACAUUUACAUUUUCAUAACUUACAUAGAAAAAAAUCUUCAGAAUUGACCUAAUUACACAAGCUUUUAAAUAUAUGUAAAAAAAUUAUUUUUGGCAGUUGGUUGUAUCAAGGGUGUCACUAAAAACU